AUGGAUGAGGACGUGUCGCGUUAUAAGUAUCCACCACGUCAGGGCAAUCUUGCUGAGCAAGAUGCUAUCAUAUCAGCAUUUUUACAUGAAAGUGUGCUGAUCGUGCAAAAUCUCUGGGCGGCGACUUUCGCACAGCGGGGCAUUUCCGAGCUUGCGGACUAA
Messenger RNA from Plasmopara halstedii, 162 nucleotides. RefSeq lists its product as uncharacterized. The transcript has 2 exons. The record is from RefSeq and is a predicted model, not a curated record. Lineage: Eukaryota; Oomycota; Peronosporomycetes; Peronosporales; Peronosporaceae. The coding region runs from base 1 to 162 and encodes 53 amino acids.